GUGUGUUUGUGUGCGCGCGUGUGCGUGUGUGUGUGUGUGUGUGUAGUAUGUGCAGUCUUCUACUCUAGUGAUGUAGCAAGGACACAAUUCCUGUUUUGACACACCUGCACACAGCCAGAGGUAGAAGUACCACAACUGAGUGUGUGGGAAUAAUGAUGUCAUAUUUUCUUACUUUAUUCCGCUCUUAACCUCCCCUCUAAUUUAGGUUUCAUCAUGCUCUUUAUUGGUGCAGCAGCACUACAACAAGUGUAUCGCGUUAUGUCAAACAAAUGUGAUGGUUGGUUCAAACUUUUAAGAGAACACAAAUGAUCUCAAAUAUCUCAAACAUAAUUAGACACGAUGAUUAGAAAAUGUGCUUGUGUCUAACUUAGAGAUUUAAUAUAUUCAUGGUUCACUUGUGUCGUUCAUCAUAUACUUACAUAUCAGAUUUAAAACACAUUCAGCUCUGUGAUUGUGAACGGUUGAAGACAAUUACCAUGGCAUAAACCUGUCGUUAUUGCUCAGUAAACAGGUAUUGAGAGGCUCUAUACAAACAUGAGACUCAAGCUUCUGUUUGUCACUGCAAACAUUUGAUAUUUUUCCUUCGAGUUUGAAAUAGCCAAAAAUUACUGAACAGAAAAAGAAACAGUAGAAGUCGAACCAAGAAUUAUUCUUCAUUUAAAAAGAAAGCAUUCUUGCAUUUUUAUUUAUUUAUUUAGUUUUCUCAAAAUGAAUUCCCUCUGGCUUUGAAACAACAAGGAUGGAGAACUGAAUGAACUGGUUCCUCCUUCAAACCAGGUGAGCAACUUCGCUCUGUGUCUCUGCUCAUCUCUAACAUUCUGCAGCACUCCCCUGCAAGACAGCAACAGACGUGCUCAUCAUCUGGAGUUUAAGUCAUGGAAUUUUCCCCUCGCCGUGGAGACAAUGUUUCUCCCUCAGACCCGGGCCCUGUGGCCUUUACAGCCAAGCUGGACGUCUGUGACAGCUACCCAAAACACUCUGGAGUCCUGAAGUUCACCACUGUUGUGGUCAACGAGGGAGACAGCUACAGUCCUGACACCGGCAUCUUCAUGUGUCCUGUGGAGGGCUUGUAUCACUUCACCAUACACGUGUCUGUCUACGGGCGUGGACAGUGUGCUAUAUUCAAGAACGGAGAGAAAGUGGUGUCUCUGUAUCACACCUCCCUCCCUGACAAAUGUAGCCAAGUGGCCAGUGUCAGCAGUGUGGUGAAGCUGUCCAAGAAUGAUCAGGUGUGGGUGAAUCUCUGGGGGUGUGAUAGAAACGACAUCUUUGCGAGUGUAGACAAUGACACUGUCUUUGUUGGAGUACGUUUGAGUUAAGAGUGUCAAAAGGAAUUUCCUUUAUGCACCAGCAAAUUUGUGACUAAUGUGUUAAUUUGAUACACAAAUGUGGCAAUGGUUUGAUGCAGAAUGUACAUUAUUAACACCAAAUAAUAUGUUUCAUUUGCAUGAA
Messenger RNA from Solea solea (common sole), 1452 nucleotides. Its product is annotated as complement C1q and tumor necrosis factor-related protein 9-like. NCBI's taxonomy places the organism in Eukaryota, Metazoa, Chordata, Actinopteri, Pleuronectiformes, Soleidae. The transcript has 3 exons. Gene Ontology annotation, molecular function: protein binding. The record is from RefSeq and is a predicted model, not a curated record. Bases 876 to 1319 code for a protein of 147 amino acids.